AUGGGCUCUGUUGCGGCGCUCACAUUCAGCAUCGGAAAUUCGACUGUCACACUGCCGCUUGCACGAACAACAUUUCAUAAUAACAGGGCCUCUACCCUCUUGAUCAGCCGUUACACCCUUGCACGAGGCCAGCCAGAGCUCAAAGAUAGAAACAAGGAACAGUGGCAGAACAUCCGCAUUACGCUAAAUCAGCCUGUGCGGUCGGUUACUGAACUUGAGCUUUGGGCACCCCUGUCACCGGUCACCCGAGCUCGAAAAAUAACAGAAAGCUUCGGCAACAUCGUACGAGGUAUUGAGAUUAGUGGCAAAUCAAUGCCGGCCUCAACAGAGUUGGAGGACGCGGUAAAUACCAUUCUAGGAAAUGGAAAAGCAACCGAAAGCUAUCAAGCGCCAAGAGGGCUAUGGGCUGUGGUGUCCCCCGAAGCAUCGGAGGCGGAGGCACUCGUCCUGGCAGAUGCUCCCAAUCCAGCAGUUUCUCUUGAGGAUACAAUGGCGCAACAGAAAGCUUUGGAGACAACAGCAAGGUACCUCCAACAACAACACCAACUGGGCAGCCGAAUCUACCAAGUUUUGAGCGGUGGCGGUGGUUGGGGUCCCAAGAAAGGUCUCCUGUCUCUUGAUCCUCAACAGACACAUUUUGCCCUCUCAGAAGAAGAGGAGAUGGAACGGUUCAUGAGAACCAUGGACCAUUCAGGAUUCGCGCCUCCAGGUGCUCAUAUACAAUUCUUCAUCCCCGCGAUGGCUCCUCCAAAAAUAACCGCCUCCACUGCAACAGGUAUCGUAUUUGGAGUUCCAUUGGACAUAGAAACAUCAGGAGAGGCUGGGGCUGCACCAAAAGGGUACUUGGUUGCCAACCACUUUGGGGCUUUAUCGAGUCAGGGAAUCUACCUUUCUGGCCGGGCAGGCGCCGACUCACCUUCUUGCUACAAGUCCAAGAUUAGUGUUCCAGGCUGUAGAGCAUUCGUCGGGAAUCCCGAGGCCAAGCCCGGCGGCUUCUUCAAGUUCUUUGGUGCUGGAGGUCUUGCUGAUGCUGGAACAAUAGCGUUGAUGUAA
Metarhizium album ARSEF 1941 is the source of this 1053-nucleotide messenger RNA. RefSeq lists its product as uncharacterized. NCBI's taxonomy places the organism in Eukaryota, Fungi, Ascomycota, Sordariomycetes, Hypocreales, Clavicipitaceae. The record is from RefSeq and is a predicted model, not a curated record. The transcript is spliced from 2 exons. The coding region runs from base 1 to 1053 and encodes 350 amino acids.